Molecule: messenger RNA, 1173 nt
Organism: Phytophthora infestans T30-4
Lineage: Eukaryota; Oomycota; Peronosporomycetes; Peronosporales; Peronosporaceae
Product: histone deacetylase, putative
Exons: 2
Coding region: 1-1173 (390 amino acids)
Source: RefSeq, a predicted model, not a curated record
AUGCUGCGCGCGCUGCUGCUCUCUGGUCUCCUGACGUCUCGCGAAUGUUUGUCGCUGCUGCUCGUCUGUCGCGUCUGGCACUCCAUUAUCACUGCAACAAUCCACGGCUCGCGCAGCCUGCUGCUCUCCAGCGACGUUUGUCUAUUGCAUCGCGUUCCUGGUCGCGUAGAGCGACCUGAACGCGUGCAAGUUGUGCUAAAGCGUAUUAGAGAGAGAUUCCCACGACUACCGACGCAGACGACGCUUCCUUCAGCGACAGAUGAACAGCUUCAACGCGCUCACGGAGAAGUGUACAUGGAUAUGGUGGCCGGAAUGAGCAAUAAAGACUAUGUGGCUAGUCCGAGAGCGAGUAGAAUCCCAACAGUUCAGGGAAAGAAAGAAUAUUAUCGACAGUAUGAGUUUAUGGAACUGGGGGACGAUAUGACUCUCAUGAGACAUACAUUAGCAGCGGCGACAGCUGCAGCUGGUGGAGCUUGUCUAGCUGUGGAUAAAGUCUUGGACCAGAAUAAUGAGAUACGCAACGCCUUCUGUGCUGUACGUCCGCCUGGACACCAUGCGGAACGAUGUCGAGCCAUGGGUUUUUGUGUGUUUAACAACGUCGCAGUGGCGGCGCUGCACGCACUUGAGAAACAUGGUCUGACUCGUGUGGCAAUUGUGGACGUCGACGUGCACCACGGCAACGGAACCCAAGAUAUUGUGGACAGAGAGCCAAGACUACUCUAUGUGUCAAUGCAUCAGGCGGCUCCAUGCUUCCCAAGCUCGGGGUUUGCCUGUGACAAAGGCACGCAUGGGAACCUCCUUAAUGUGCCCUUACGAGCACGUUGCUCUGCUCAGAAAUAUCGCGAACAAUUCACAGCAACGGUGCUUCCACGAGUACUAAACUUCUGUCCGCAAUUGCUGAUCAUAUCCAUGGGCUUCGAUGGCUCGUCACGGGAUCCACUGGCGGAUUUCCGACUGGAAGCUGCCGACUUUUACUGGAUCACGCAGCAGCUGUGCUCCUUGGCCUGGGAAUGUUGCGAGGGGAGAAUUGUGUCAGUUCUUGAGGGCGGUUAUCACCUUGGAGCACUGGCGGACGGCGCUGAGCAACACAUGCUCGCCCUCUUACACGGCUCGUGUCGUCCAGAUGGCCUCCUACCUAUUGAGGUUCCAGUGUCGGAGAGAUUGCCCAACUAG